This is a messenger RNA of Symbiodinium necroappetens, 4884 nucleotides long. NCBI's taxonomy places the organism in Eukaryota, Dinophyceae, Suessiales, Symbiodiniaceae. The record is from the annotation of a GenBank genome assembly.
AUGCCACCGAGACAGAUUGAGGUUAACGACGGUAGUAAUGGGGAUCAGGUAGGCUAUGAAGCUGCCCCUCCUAAUUCCCGUCCUUCUCUAGCAGAGCAGAUAGGAAGUGUCGUGCCUUCACCCCUUCCAGAAGCACCGCCUCCACCGCAGGAUGGCAAGACAGAGGAGGCCCGAGGUGUUGAUGAGGUUCAAGGUGAUGCAAUGAAUGUGGUGUUAAAAGGGAUAGCACAACUGCAGGGAUUGGUGAGUGAGAUGUCAACCUCACCGAAGCAAAGUGAGAAGCCAGAGUCUGUAAAGCCAGGCGUGUCCAACUUGCCAGAGUUGCCCACUCCGGGAGCUGAGAGUUGUCUUCUGUUUUCGGAUUGGAUUCACAACUCAAGGCCCCCCCUUUCGGACAUCUCUGAUACUAGUGAAGAACUGUGGGAAGGCGUUCUUAAUGAAGCAAGCACCUGGUAUGCAAAGUACCUGCAACUUGACCCCCUCAGUAGGUUGGUUUUCCAACCAGAGCCCUCAGAGUUCCUCAACAAGCCUAAGUGGUCAAGGGUAUCGCGUCGGAUCGAGACGAUGAUCCUGGCGGCUCUUCCGGCAACGGUGAGGCAAGAGGUUGGCAAGUUGCACGCCCAGUUGUUGAGUGAGUUGGAAAUGAUUGGCUGUAAGAAGGGUAACGAUUGUAACUUCGAGCAUUCUUGGAGCGCAAUCCCCUUUGAAGACCGGAAGGGUCGCUGCAAGACUUGUGGAGCAAAGGGACAUAAGGCCCAGGAGUGCAAGGCAGGCAUGAAAGAAGGAGAGGCCAAGGCAAAAGGGAAGGGAGGCAUGAAGGGAUCACCCAAGGCAGCGGUUGAGGCUAUCUCAGUUGUCCCGACUCCGCCACCACCUCCUGCUGCAGACUCACAGCAACAGAUAAAGUCGAUGCUGGCAGAUGCUGCACUGAUCUUGCAGCAGGCUAUGCCUCAGAGAGAAGGGGCUGUCACCGGUGAGGGUGCUACCCCAGGCGUGCCCAUCGCAAGCCCGCCGAAAGCACCUUCCUCUGGAGUGGCGCAGGGGACACCAGUGACCCUAGCGUCCCUCAGUGCGCAGCUGGAUUCACUGCGGGCGAUGACGCGUGAGUAUGAGGCGAAGAUGAUGAGGUUUGAGGAAGAAAGAGUGAAGGUUGAGGCUGUAGCGUUGUUAGACAGCGGAGCUACUCACCCAGUAGUGCCGUUCAGUGGUGACAUGUCAGGCCUCCAGAAGGUUCCUGUGACGCUUGCCGGGGAAUCAAAGGACCAGGCCUUAUCCUUGAUUGCAGAGUUGGAAGAUAAAAGACUUCAGUUGUUCAAGAGUGAUGUUCAGGAGCUGGAGUCCCGUAUGGAGUUGGUUUCCGCCCCUUUGGACCCCACUGAGGCCCUUCGACGAUACGCGGUAUCGGGGAAGCGGCCAGCCGCCUUGCGUGCUCUUAUCUCACAACCUUACUUAGGGUACUUCAAGGAGGAGACAGUGGGUAUGAUAGCGGAAGAGUUGAUAGGCCUAGAUGAGGACUCUGGGAAGCGUAUGAUGAAGCAGCUUCCACUUAAUCGUGCCAAGCGCAGGGCCCUACUAUCAUCGGAGAGCUGGGCUGUUCAUCUUUGCUCCGGCAAACCUCAGGAGGAGAAUCCCUUCCGGCGUUGGGCUGAGGAAAGGCAGAUACAGCUGUUGGAGGUCGAUCUUUUGGCAAAGGGAGGUAAGGGCUGGGACCUUACAGUUCAAGGAGGAGUUUGGAGAGUCCUGCUGUGGGCGGCGGCAACGGGGAGGAUUGUGUCAAUCUUCUCGUCACCUCAUCCCAAGGUGACUGAGACAAAGCCUGCCCUCGGACUGCAGCCGAUGUUCCUGUGGUCUCUUGCGUCAGUUGCCAAGGGAAAGGGAAUACCCUACGUGUUUGAGGCCCCAAAGAGGUUGGAACAGGAAUACCAGAAGUUCUCGACAUGGUCCGGAGGUGCAACCUCCCACCUUGAUCAGGCAGUGUUUGGGGAUGUGUACGCAAAGCCGACCCAGGUGUUUACUAACAUCAACCUGGUUUAUGCCUCAGAGUUGCCAACUCGGGCUGCAGCCAAAGGUGAAGGUAGCUUGGAAAAGGAUCCCGACCAGAGUGAUGUUGAUCAAGGAGGGAUUGUCGGUUAUGUGUGGAGGGAGCAGGCAUCGGAAUCCAGCAUAGGCGUGUUGCUCAUCCGCAAAUGUUUGCGCUAUCGGUCGACCUCUUUGGACCGGUCCCAAGGCAUGAGCAUGGUAGAGAUGGCUGCCUCGAAGGAUGCCGGUGUUGAAGAUCUUUUCGGAGAUGUCUCGCAGAAGGAGCCUACCCUUCAGGAGGAGCCUAUUGAGACCCCAGGUCGGAACCUCAUCGAGGAUUGUGCCGAGUAUGAACCCUCGGAGCCCGGGGAGCCCUUGGAUGAUGAGAUGCGCGUAAGGUUUGGGUUUGGUGAUGAAGGGGAUGCCUUAGGUCGGGAAGGUUCGUGUCAAGCUGUAGAAGCAGAGGAUUUUGAGUCCAUGCUUGCACCACGAAGCCCACCUAAGGACCCAGAAGAACUUGAGUCCCUGAUAAAGGACUUAAAAACACCUGUGGACCAGAUCGUGUUGCGUUAUUUCAUUCCCUUGAGAUCCAAGACUGGUCAAGAUGUAAUGGAAGGGUUGCAAAAGAUGAUCUUGGAUAUCAACAAGAGGUACCCAGUUAAGAUCCUUCAUAGCGACCCGGGAACUGAGUUCUCAUCCUAUGCCCUUUCGAGAUGGGCUGCGUCUCAAGGGAUCAGGGUCCAGCAUACCUUGCCUACCGAUAAGAAAGGGAAUGGGUUAGCAGAACGCAUAGUGGGAUGGAUAAAGAGCAGGGUGCGAACACUCCUUAAGGCAGCCUCCUUGCCGAUCCAUUGGUGGCCACUUGCCGCCAGGUGGGCAGCACAAGCGCACAACCGGUCGAUUGAGGGGCAGUCUGCACUUCCUAGCUUUGGCCAUCACGUGCUACAUCGCACCAAGACUCCCAAGGAUGCUGAGCGCCAGAUUCUUGGAAGAUGGGUGAAGUACCGCUAUGCAGCUCCACAUUCUUCGAUACCAGAAGGACAUGUGUUGAUUACCGAAUCUGGGAACUUAGUUGCCUCUAAGGGGUUUAAGGAUAAGGUGAUAGACCCGCUUGAGCAUGAUGAGCUCAAGUUACCUGAGCUCGAGGCAAUUGAUGAUGUUUUGAGGGAUGCCGACUCCUUUGAAUCAGGAGGAGCACCAUUGAAGCGGCUAAGGAGUAAGACUGCAGUGAGAUUCGUUGAAACCACUCUCGGAGAGUCGGCUGAGGAAUACUCCAGAGAGUGUAUCCUGACGGAGGACUACAGCAACACUGCCUUCCACCAGCUUAUGAAUCUUCUGAUGUCAGAGGAAGGGGGGACACAAGAUCGGAGAGGUGACUUGCGAGAUAAGCUUGUGUUUGGAGCCUACUGCCAUGGUGGUAAGAGGGGAGUCACUAAGUUGACCUAUAGAAGACCGUUUACCACGCAGUUCCUUAAUCAGGUUUUGUUUCGUGGUCUGGGUAGGGAAGGCUACAACCCAGAUCCGAAGUGGUCAUCCCUGAUGUUGAUGAGAUCUGGUGAUGUGCCGGUGCACCGGGAUUACAGGAAUGAAUGGGGCUCCAAGAAUCAUGUUCUCUGUAUCCCGGGUGGGUUGUUACUUUGGACAGAUGAGGCUUUCGAUCACUCGAAAAGGGCAAAAGUUGUGAAAGAGCCUGAUUGGAACUCAUCAAGUGUUACUGCUGUUAUAGGUAAUACCGUAUCCUUUGACCCCCGGGCACCUCAUGCGGUCAGGAAACAGCCUGAGUGGUUGUUAGUGGGAUAUACACCUUUGGGAACUAGGAAGCUUUCUGGGGAAUCAAGAGAUUAUUUAAGUGCUAGAGGCUUCGAUUUGCCGGACGGGCAUGAGGAAAGCGUCCAGGUUGCCAUGGUUAAGGGGUGUGAUGAUAUUGGUUAUCCGGGUGACGAAGUUCCAGAGGAGGGUGACCAAAUUCCGCAGCCUGCCAGCCCAACCUCAAUUGAUUUGGAACAAGAUCUGCAGCCGGAUUCAUCCACCACAUUGGUGGGAUGGGAUUUCUCCAGAGGAGAUCCUGCGGAUUUCCCGCUCGAUGCUUUGGAUGGAGGCUUCUCAGCAGGGAUCAGAUGUUUAUACCCAGAGUACUUCAGAACCGCACUCUUGACCCAAAUUGGCAAGGAGGAGGGAUAUGAAGUUGGAGUUUGGGAAGAUGAGUGGGUUCCAUUUGAGGAGUUAGGUAGCACCAAGGGUGCCUUUAGAAUAGGGGCUGAGCGAGUAAUGAAGGUUGAUGAUGAGUUCUUUACACCGAAUGUUGAAGGACUGGAUUCCUGCUUCAAAGGCAGAGGUGUUACCUGCGAAGACCGUGUAUACGGUAAAGUGUGGUUGGUACAGUCGAGCGUCGAAAGCAACCUGUGGAAGAUGAUCACAUCUGACAAUGUCACCGUGGGAUUUGUGAUUAUUUAUGUGGAUGAUAUGAUGUUUCUUUCAACCAAGGAGCAGGCCGAUCUGGCUUAUACCUGGAUUAAGGCUAGGUGGGAGUGUACGCCUUUGGAACAGGCGACUGAACAAAACCCCAUAACGUUUCUUGGAGUUGAGAUACACCUGGAGACUUUGGAGACAGGUGAACAAGGAUUUGCAUUGUGCCAGAAGGCAUAUAUAGAAGAAUUGGCGAGGAGCUAUGGCUUGACUCUUAGCAACCGUUCCUCUCCAGUGCCCAGAGAGUGGGUACGUGAGAUGCCGGAGCUAGAGGAACAACCGGACGACAACACUGUGAGGAAGGCGCAGAAGGUUACCGGGGAAGUUCUCUGGGUGGCCCAGAGGUCACGCCCGGACGUGGCCCAUUGCGUUGGCCUCAUGGCGUCUUGGAUAACGAAG